Molecule: messenger RNA, 6873 nt
Organism: Pseudoliparis swirei
Lineage: Eukaryota; Metazoa; Chordata; Actinopteri; Perciformes; Liparidae
Exons: 7
Coding region: 4461-5885 (474 amino acids)
Cellular component (GO): nucleus
Source: RefSeq, a predicted model, not a curated record
UUCAACAUAUCCAGCGGGUUUUAACCACCGCACGGCGCGAGUGGUUCGCAAUAACGGAGCGCGCGAGGACUGCGUCCUGGUCAAAGCGCGAAACCGUGUUAGCUACGAUGCGGGAAAAAAAAGAGCGUAGCACCGGAGCGAGGCAGACAUUUUGAGCUCGACCGCCGUGUAACGUUUUGCUGCCACUCGGCGUACAAAAAAAAACGGCUCCGUGAACGCGCGUUAAAAAGCAACGAUACGAUCCGCGCAUGUUUUACGAAACGCGGCGCAGAUCCCGUUUCGCCGUUUAUUCAAUGUAGUGCCGUAAAGCGGCGUUAACGUUAGCGCGACAGAGUCUGUCGAGGCUGCUCCUUGCGCGAGUCGUUAGACACGAGAGGCAGGGGGGGAAGCAGGCACGAGCUCAACAAAGACCCGAGGAGCUCACCGCUGAUUAGCUCAGACGGGCCACGUGGUCGGAGCCGAGGCAGUGGCAGGUCACAUCCGCGCGUGAAGAGGUUCUCCUCGUGUUGACGCGUUCAUUCCGCGUUCACGGGGACUUCGUGUAUUAACGUCACACUGCCGCGUGAGUGGCGGAAGAGUACGGAAGAAAAAGGUGGAAAACAAAACAGCAAACGUUGCAUUAAUGGGAGAAGCUUGACUACCCUAACGUAGUAUUUUGGGUUCAAUAUAAUUGUAGGAUCCUCUUUGGAUGUAGCAUCUUGGAGGAGGGUCCCAAUGUUUAUUAUAAUCCCUGCAUAACAGGACUAAGAGAACACAUGGCAACAUAUAAAGUCAGUUAUCAAUAUAGUAACGCAAAUGGUCUCGACUUGUAAAAGACUAACUAUUUCAACUAUUUCUUUACUUUUAAUAACUAUUUUAAUAGAGAUUAAAUAUUAUAUAUAUAUAUAUAAAUAAUUACUAGAGAUUUUAAAAAACGAUAUAAUUCCGAAACUUAUUGUAUUUCUUGCAUUUUAAUAGCGUUGGCUCCUAAAGAAGAAGAUAUGAUGAAUGAUUUAAGCAUGACCGUGGUGAAUCCUGUUGAAUUCAUGUUCCGGUCCAGAAAAGGCCACCUGACCAUCGGUCAUCAUUGAACCUGUCUGCAGUCUCCUUGGGGGAGGGGCAGAUUGAGAAAAGGACAACGCUUAUCAGCGAACAAUAAAACAUUACUCAACCUUGAGUGUAAUUCAUCGGAGCUGCAAAUACCUGGAAUGUAUUGACGCCCGGGGACUCGUUCAAUCCCAAGUACAAAAUACAUACAACAUCAAGGCACAGUAACAAGUUAAAGUUGGGACUGGCCUUGAAGUAAAACAAAGAUCUGUCUAAAACUCCACUUUUAAAAAAAUAGAGAUCUUGAAAGACUACAACGCUGGUGUGUGGAUUAGAUGUUGGGAAUUGGGAGACCUUGGUGCACAGUGUGUUACUGCUUCUAUUGGUCCAUGAGUGGAGCUGUGACUCAGCUAUAAAUGCAUCAAGCAGGAAGUCUGUGAUCUCCAUAUGUACUGCCCGAUUUCCCCUUUCGUCAUCAGUGGGACUCUUUAUGUGUCAAGACGGAAUGUUUAAAAGACUGAAUACAUCUUUUUGGAUCAAAUCUGGAGAAAUCCUUUUCGAUGUUGUAACUUUAUGAUCCCAUUAAAUUAGCUGACGGGAGUCAAAGUGUGGCUGAACACCCGCUACCUGCUUUUACCACACUGUUUGUUAUUGACAAGUCGUGGAAUCGUGGCUUUGAAACAUGCUUUUAUUUCUCUUGCAAAGAAACUUCUGCACUUGGAUACAGUCACCAAGUCGAGACAGUAUGAUCCACUGGGCAGAAACCACGUGUUGCAUUUGUUAAAUAUUUAAAGUCCCUGUUUAUAGAUGUUCGUUUUCAUUUCACUGGAUUUUGUAAUCGCUCAGUUUAGUAAUAAUUAAUAAUACAGUAAAUCAUGCAUUAUUAGUAUUUCUUCAUCUGGUAAAGCAUCAUAUAUGACUAAUAAUGUUUUAAACUCUUGCAUUUGAGAGUACAGGCGUAAACCUGUCAUUUUCAGAAUGUGUCACUGAAAAGCAUGUUUAUGGUUUACUAUUUUCCAACCGUUUUUACUCCUAAAGCGCAAAAUGUCCGUUUUCUGGCCGGCCUCCUGCGGAAGCUUUUACUUUUGGGUUUUCAGUGGCAGGCCACUUUCUUUUUUUUCGUUGUAAGAGCGGUCAUUGAAUCCAAAAUCCAAGUAGAUUUACGAGAAAACAUCUCUUGUAUUUCAACCUUUUUUAAAUCACCAAACACAUCAUUUCUGUUCUCUUUAGUCGACAUCUUUGUCUUCUACUGUGUUUCAAAUCCUCUUCAGCUGCUGGGCCCCCGUCAGAAUAAAGCUCAACAAAUCUAUUUUCCAUGUAAUGUUGCAGGGUGUCUGCGGGGCAUUAAAAAGUCUUAAAAAGUCUUAAAUUGCUUUUCCUAAAAAUAAGGCCUUAAAAAGUCUUAAAUUGUCUUAAAUUCAGAUUGGAUUGGUCUUAAAUUGUUUGUGUGUCAUGUCACUGCGAAUAUGAGGCAAUCUGUUCCACCAGGUCCGUAUUUUGCUCUGCGGCGUCUCUGGUGUCACCGGGGCCACGCCCCUUCUCUUAAAGGGGCCCCGCGUAUUCGGUCCCAUCAAUCCCCUACAACGUGAAGUAUCGGCUACUUUAGAAAACAUGGGGGAUGCAAGUUCAACAACGGCUUGAAAAGAACGAGUGUUUCUGGUCACGGUGGGUGAAAUGCUUCUGAAGCUGCGUUAUGUGUCGCGAGACUUUCCAGCGGUGGAAUCUCACGAGCAGAGCAAGAAGCACAGAGACUAGCGAAGGCCACCAGCAGCCCGCGGGGCUAACUGCUGCUCCACUGCUAGCUGCUGCUCCGCCGCCGGCAACAACGUCAACGCUACAACGAUGGAGGUCACCGGAGGAAAUCCAGCGCCGUGCAACAAAGAGCUCAUCACCGAAGACCAACGCUGCGGUGCGUUCUUCAUUCUGUUCCACGAGAUUCUGAACCAGACCACCACGAGACUCUGGACCAGACCACCGAGAGCAGACAGCUGGACUUCAUGUGCGCUAUUGGUGAAAUGACCAGGUCCCGUCAGGAUCCUGUGGAGCUCAUGGGCCAUGACACGCCCAGGACCUACUUCAGCAUCUCAAAGAGAAUGGACCAAAUGUCAACUGGAAGUUUUUGUAUUCAUAUAGUUUGAAAAAGAUUGUUUUCCUAGUAUAUUCACAAAAGCUCAGGAGUAGACAUGAACCUGUGCACAAACAUCCAUCACAUAGAGACAUGAGAACUCACUCACUCACUCACACACACACACACACACACAUACAUUAUAUUAUGUAAAUGUAUUUGCAUUUUAAAAGCAGCUGGAAAUGUUAUCUAUGUUAUUUUAUAGAUUUUUUUGUUCAAAAGGAACUAUGUUGCACGUAUUUAAAAAAUAUAUUUACUUGAUUUUAUAGACAUUUGUUCAUGGGACCUAAAUGUUCUGAAAAUGUUGUAUUAAUAAAUAUAAUUUACAACAGCAAUGACAUUUGUGUUAUCCUUUUGCAUUACACCAUACUGUUAAUUUUGAACAGACAUCAGUGUGUUUACUUUGAAUUAAUUAAUUUAGAUUAAUGUAUAUUUCCUUCGUACGUUAGGUCUUACAUUUUAUUGAGACGUGGUCUUAAAAAGUCUUAAAUUUCACUGGUUUAUUCCUGUAGACACCCUGUGUCGGCUACAGCCCAGUACACAGUUGGAUAUCACGCCCUUUUUCAUUCGUUUAGGAAAUGUAAGUGCAUCUUUAUUGUGUUAACUUAUUGACAAACCUGCCUUCUGAAACAGGCCCUGCUGACUCAGGCAACCAACACCGGAGGACAUCUACCUCGAGACCAACACCAUUACACAGAGGGGUCAUGUCUCGUUUUUUAAAAUAGAAAACCCCCCCCUGAAGGAACAGCCUUUUCUUCUCCCAGACCUAUGCAAUUAUCAAGAACAUACAAUGGAAUGAUUUUAAUAACUUGAAUUGAGGCCACUGUACAGCUGUGUAUCGAGGAAAAUAGAAGAAUCAGAACCGGGUCUCAUUAUCAGCAGAUACUCAAUGAAAUGACUCGGACCAGCCGUACAAGAUGCAUGAGCCAGACACCCCUACUUACUGUAGCAUAUGUUAUAUUUACAGUAAAAAGCACUGCAGGAAAAUAAUGUCUGUUUGGAGUGAAACAUUCGCUCUGUUGUGUUUGAGAAUCAGAGCUCUUAUUUCUGUUUACUUAGAGUUGCUAAGUUCGUCGUUUGACAUUGUGUUUUUCUUCUUCUUCCAUUCUCUCCCUCUAUAUUAUCUCUCUUUCCUCCCUCCCCUCAUGCUCUCCCUCGUCGCAGGCCCUGUGCAGUCCGACAGGCGUCUUCAGUCCAGACUGGCAGGCGGAUCAGGACCAAGCAGUCCUGUAAUUUGGAGACUGUUACAAACCGAGUUGUUGUCAUAGGCCGGAAGGCGAGGAGGAGUGGACGAGGCUGCGGUGGAGCCAUGUCGGCCUCUUGGCGUGAGGAUGAGGAAGAGUCGAAGGUGGCAGGAGUCAAAGGGUCGAGGGUCAAACCGAGGUUCUCUUUCAAUGAGGUCAAACUGCUGCUGGAGUCCGUGAAGACGAACAGAUACAUCAUCCUCAGGAAGUUCAACCAAGGUGUGUCGGCUGAUGCCAAGAAGCGGACCUGGACUGAAAUCACCAAUCAGGUCAACAGUCUGGGGGAGAAUUACAGACAGGUGCGUCAAAUCAUGAAGAAAUGGGCGGAUCUCAAAUGUGACGGGAAGCGACGCGCCAUCGCCCUGCGGGGCCCCAACGGCAGCAGCGUGCGGAAGAAGAACAUGGGCCCCGUGGAGAGGAUGGUCAAUAAGAUACUCAUGAUGAGCCCUCAGAGAGGCGGCGACAGUGAUCUGGACUUUGACGAAGACCUUUCCAAGCUUUACAGUAAAGCCCCCCCCCCCGCCACUGCCACCUACUCCUACCUCAGCUUAACGGACAGUUCCCACUCCAUUCCUGGAGGAGCCCCCUACGACUUCUCUCCUCUCUCCUCACCAGAGAAAGAACUUGGUGGCGAUACUUUCCACUCCUCCUCUGAUUUUGACUUGGCUGACGAUGGAGAUGGUACCAUGGACUUUGAAGAAAACGAGGACUCCAUGUUGUCCUCCGACCCGUCCCCUCUCCCUCCACCCUCCACCUCUCUGGACCCUCUUCCCGACAACGCCCUGCUGAGGAUGAAGCCGGUCCACACCUACUCCCGGAACCACACCUCGCCCAGACCCUCCUCCUCGGGGUUGCCCCCCGCGUCCGAUUCCGACGCCGCCUCGUCCUCCGCGGCUCCUCCCCCGUCGCGGUCGCCGCCGAGGUCCGACGCGACCGCCUCCUCCCUCCCUGCUCCUCCCUCUUCCUCCUCUGCCACCUCCACGUCUGUCGCAGCCAACACCUGCACCCCUCGCCCGGCGCCGCCCUCCUCCUCCAUCCCCGGUGCUUCCGUUGUCACCGCCGCUGCAUCUUCCUCCUCUGCCGCUUCCACCGCGACCUCCUCUUCAAACUCUCACGCGCCUGCUCCCUCCUCCUCGGGCCCGCCACCCAAUCGUCCCUCCGGCUCCGGCCUGUCCGACCCCCUUCCGGCCGGGGCGUCCUCCCGCAGGGCCCACGACCACGUGGCGCAGAUGGCCACUCAGGGCCUCCAGCAGCAGCGGGCCAGCAGGAUGCUCCUGACCUCGGUGUCCCAGUCCCUGGAGAUACUGGCUCAGUCCGUCCAGCUGCUGGUGGAGACCCAGCAGGAGUUUGUGCAGGAGUCCCUGCUGCUGCAGAGGGAGACGGUGGACAUCCUCAGGGAUUUCUCCAACACGGCAUUGACCAUGCUGAGAGACAAGUCCACCGGCGGGCAGCUGGCGACGGUUCACCAUUAUCCCACCGCACAACUCUGAGAAACGGAGAGGGCGGGCCCAACGGGAGCAGCUUCCACACGGCGGCCCCGUGAUGUGAAGCAUCGGCGCUGUCGGUCAAACCCUGAAAGAGACGGCGGAUCAAACGUCACGAGCCGCUGGGGCUGCUGGACACAAACGGGACAGAGGCACCAACACGUGGUGGUCGGCCAUGAUCAGCUGCUUCUUGAUGUGCCUGAACCUCGUUGGCUUCCUCUCCCGUGUGUUUUCUACACUGUAACUAGCAUUAGUUUAAAUCUAGUCACCGCCUUACUGAUUCCCACACACACGGAGGUCGACCGUGUGGCCUUCAGGGUCCCCCGGUCGAACGGCUCACUGGCUAAGAGGAAAUUAACGAAGUAACUAACCUUUGACUGUUGAGAUCACCCGGUGACUGCAUUAGAGUCGAGUCAUGUUGUCCUUAUCACGAAGGAUGCGGUUGUGGUAAGGACAACAUAAAUAUGCAAAUUCAUAAUAAACCAUUUUUAAUACAUUUUAUGUUUUGUGAAAUUGUACCGUAGGCUAAAUGUGGUGGUUAGGACGAGAAGUGGACCGUGCACUGGAGGAAGGGAAGCAUGUUUCAGUUGUUUGGUGUUUCAAAUUUUUAAUGAGAACUUGGGACUUAACCACGAACCAAAGGUUGUGACAUGUUUUGCCAUUGCCAGUUAGUCAACUCAUUAAAACUAGUGAACUUCAGGAAAUGACUGAGAUGUGGCGCUGGCCAGGGUGUCGGGUUCAGGAUGUGGGCUCCGAUGAUUUCCUGCAGCAGUUAGCGCGAGCUGAUUCUACCACAAGCAAAGUAAAUAACGUAGAUUUCGGGUAGAAUGAGCUCGCGCUAACUCAAACUGGGGCUUGCCGGGUUUAGUGUCUGAGGUUCUGUACAAAAUAGCAGUUUAUGAAAGAUAUACUGGUGUUAUGUAGGCACACCUUUGCUUUGUGUGAUUCUUUCCUUUUUAUUAGCACCAAUAAACAACCAGAAGAUUCACCGAGA